AUGCGCCCUACCUCCAUGCUGACACGUUGAUCGUGUAAUUGGAUCCCGCUCGACUGAGUGGCGCAAUGCCAGGGACUCUCUUGCCCCCGAGAUCGCACCGGCAGCACGCAGAGAUGGACCGACCGUCUGCGGCCCGGCCGGACCUCUAUUUGAUUACCGAUCAGGACAUCGUUUACGAACAAGAUUUGCUUCGCGACGCCGGCAGCGUCAAGCCAUGGCUCGCCUAUAUCGAAUUCAAGCAGCAAAAUGGCACGCUUUAUGAGCAAGCAUUUGUCAUGGAGCGUGCUUGCAAACAAUUACCGCGGUCAUACAAGCUCUGGAAGAUGUAUCUGGAAUUUCGUACGAAGCACCUGAAGGGCCGCAACCCAACGGUAUAUCGUGCCGAAUACCAGAAGGUGAAUGCCCUCUUCGAAAGAGCUUUGAUCCUGCUCAACAAGAUGCCGCGCAUCUGGGAAAUGUACCUCUCCUUCCUACUUCAACAACCUCUCGUGACCCAAACUCGACGAACCUUCGACCGCUCUCUACGUGCUCUGCCAGUCACCCAGCACAAUCGAAUUUGGAGGCUUUACAAGGGCUUCGCUCGGUCUGCAUCUGGCCAAACUGCCGUCAAAAUCUUUGCGCGUUACAUGCAAAUUCACCCAGAAAAUGCCGAAGAGUACAUUGAACUUCUUGUCCAAAUGGGCGAAUAUACGGAAGCCGUGAAAAAGUUCAUGGAGAUUCUCGACAAUCCGCGUUUCCAGUCCAAGAAUGGCAAGAGUCCAUUCCAGCUUUGGACAGAGAUGGUCGAUUUGCUUGUUUCUAAGGCUAAGAAGAUUGAAACGGGCCCGCAGGUCGGAAUCGAUGUCAAUGCCAUCCUUCGGAGUGGUGUUGAACGUUUCGCUGACCAGAGAGGCAAGCUUUGGGCCGGUCUCGCCACAUACUGGAUCACCAAGGGCAACUUCGAGAAGGCGCGGGAUGUCUUCGAGGAGGGAAUUACUACUGUCAUGACAGUUCGUGAUUUUACUCUUAUCUUUGACUCCUAUGUCGAAUUCGAGGAGUCUAUCAUCGGCAACUUGAUGGAAAGUGCAGCGGUCCGGUCUGAAAAGGGCAAGCUCGACGAAGAAGCCGAUUUUGAUCUCGAUCUCCGUAUGAUGCGCUUCGAGCAACUGAUGGAUCGCAGACCGUUCCUGGUGAAUGAUGUGCUCUUACGGCAAAACCCUCACAACGUCAUUGAAUGGGAGAAGAGGGUGGCACUUUGGGGUGAUAACAAGCAAGAAGCUGUUCAGACCUACACAAAUGCCAUUGCAGCAAUCAGCCCUAAGAAAGCUCACGGGAAAUUCUCUGAGCUUUGGGUCAACUACGCCAAGCUCUAUGAGAACGGCGGAGACUUGGAAACCGCAAGAGUCAUCUUUGACAAGGCUGUCAAGGUUCCCUUUAAGUCCGUGGCUGAGUUGGCUGAGACUUGGUGCGAAUGGGCUGAAAUGGAGCUGCGCGCCGAGAACUUCGACAAGGCAGUUAGCAUCAUGGCGAAGGCGACACAAGCACCCAAGAAGUCUACUGUGGACUACUUCGACGAGAAUUUGUCUCCACAACAAAGAAUCCACAAGAGCUGGAAAUUGUGGAGUUUCUAUGUCGAUCUCGUCGAGAGUGUUUCUUCCCUGGAGGAAACCAAGAAGGUCUACGAGCGGAUCUUCGAGCUUCGCAUCGCGACACCCCAAACUGUGGUCAACUAUGCCAAUCUUUUGGAGGAAAACAAGUACUUCGAAGAUUCCUUCAAGGUAUACGAGCGCGGACUGGAUCUCUUCAUGUAUCCAGUCGCCUUUGAGCUAUGGAACAUGUACUUGACCAAGGCUGUGGACCGUAAAAUUGGCAUUGAGCGCCUCCGAGACCUGUUUGAGCAAUCCUUGGAAGAAUGCCCACCAAAAUUCGCUAAGUCCCUUUACCUGAUGUACGGAAACUUGGAAGAAGAGCGCGGUCUUGCACGACACGCCAUGCGCAUCUACGAGCGCGCAACUCGUGCUGUCUCCGACGAGGACCGGUUCGAGAUGUUCGAAUUCUACAUCACAAAGUCAGCCUCGAACUUUGGUCUCACAUCCGCAAGACCCAUCUACGAGCGCGCCAUUGCCGCCUUACCCGACCAAGAGGCCAAGGAAAUGUGUCUCAAGUUCGCCGAGAUGGAACGACGACUCGGCGAGAUCGACCGUGCCCGCGCUAUCUACGGCCACGCAUCCCAGUUCUGCGAUCCCCGGACAAAUGCUCCCUUCUGGCAGAAGUGGGAGGCCUUCGAAGUCCAGCACGGAAACGAAGAUACCUUCAAGGAAAUGCUUCGUAUUAAGAGAAGUGUCCAGGCUCAAUACAAUACCGAUGUCAACUUCAUUGCAUCCCAGGCAAUUGCCAGAAGCCAACAACCCCAAGACGGCGAACAGGGCGAAGAAAGCCAAGACCGCGCAGAUGCCAUGGCUGAGCUGGAACGCCAAGCUCGCGCCCCUGUCGGCUUCGUCGCCGCCAGCAGCGGUCCAGAGGGUGGCAACCGUCCUCCUCCUGCGGGCAAAGCACCUGCUGCCGCCCCUGCCAACCCUGACGCCAUUGAUCUUGACAUGGACGAGGAAUAG
Messenger RNA from Penicillium antarcticum, 2591 nucleotides. RefSeq names its product mRNA splicing protein SYF1. The coding region runs from base 66 to 2591 and encodes 841 amino acids. Gene Ontology annotation, molecular function: protein binding. The transcript is spliced from 5 exons. Gene Ontology annotation, cellular component: post-mRNA release spliceosomal complex; U2-type catalytic step 2 spliceosome; Prp19 complex. NCBI's taxonomy places the organism in Eukaryota, Fungi, Ascomycota, Eurotiomycetes, Eurotiales, Aspergillaceae. The record is from RefSeq and is a predicted model, not a curated record. Gene Ontology annotation, biological process: mRNA splicing, via spliceosome; generation of catalytic spliceosome for first transesterification step.